GAAGAGAGCAUUGUUUCUGGUACCAUGGACUUAACUAUCAUGCAAACUGCUUUCACAAAAUGAUGAUAGGACGAUUUUGUCACCUCUGAAUUUCCCUACAAGCACACUGAUUAGAGCACGUACUUUUGAACAGAUUCUCAUUUUAAAGAGAAAGUAAGAUAUUUGACAGUGCUUGCAUUAACCACCCCACUGUAGCCUAGUCAUCACCUCGGGAGUCUGGAUCUACUGACCAAUUUUAACACGUAUUUUCUGGAUAGGUAUUUAAUUCUGCAAAUAUCUGAACCAUUGGCUGUACAAUACUAGUAGGUCUACAAGUAUACUAGUAUGAUUUUAUGAGAAAAAAUAAAUCGCAGGCGCUUAUGGUCACCUAAAAAGGGUCCUUUCUCCAUGUAGCGAGUGUAGAGUUGACGUCAUUACCAGUUGAACACGAGCGUUCCUUGCUGUGCUUAACAACUGGAUAGAGUUGAGCAAGCUGAAUUUCACUCAUUCAAAAACGCUGCCCAGAUUUAUUUCCCGAGUUGUUACCUACCGCAACAUGGGUAAAAGAAACAGAGACAAACAACGAAAACAACAGCAGAGGGAUGGCAAACCUGCUGAUGACAGAGACAGAAAUAAUGCCGGUUGGGGUGCAGGUUACUCUGAAAUCAUCAAGGAAAACAAGCUGUUCGAGCAGUACUAUAAGGAGCUUAAGAUCGUGCCAGAUGGAGAGUUUGAGGAAUUUAUGGAUGCUAUGCGGGAACCUCUGCCUGCUACCAUACGCAUCACUGGAUAUAAAAGCCAUGCCAAAGAGAUCCUUCACACUCUGAAGGAAAAGUAUUUCAAGGAUAUUCAGGAUCUUGAAGUGGAUGGUCAGAAGAUAGAGGCCCCACAGCCUCUUAGUUGGUACCCUGAUGAGCUGGCGUGGCACACCAACCUGAGCAGGAAGAUUUUGCGCAAGUCUCCCCUGCUAGAGAAGUUCCACCAGUUUCUGGUCAGCGAAACAGAAUCGGGAAACAUAAGCAGACAAGAAGCUGUCAGUAUGCUCCCUCCUCUGCUUCUUAAAAUUGAGCCACACCACAAGAUCCUGGACAUGUGUGCUGCCCCAGGAUCCAAGACAUCUCAACUGAUUGAGAUGCUCCACUCCGACAUGGAUGUCGCGUUCCCUGAGGGCUUUGUGAUCGCUAACGACUCAGACAACAAGCGCUGCUACCUGCUGGUGCACCAGGCCAAGCGACUGAACAGCCCGUGCAUCAUGGUGGUCAACCACGACGCCUCCUGCAUGCCCCGUUUUCAAGUGGACAAGGAUGGCGGCAAGGAGACCCUAUUCUACGACCGCAUCCUCUGUGACGUGCCCUGCAGUGGCGAUGGGACGAUGCGGAAGAACAUUGACGUGUGGAAAAAAUGGACCACUAGCAACAGCCUGCACCUACAUGGGCUGCAGGUACGGAUAGCUGUGCGUGGGCUAGAGCAGCUAGCUGUUGGUGGGAGAAUGGUCUACUCCACCUGUUCCCUCAACCCCAUCGAGGACGAGGCAGUCAUCGCCACCCUGCUGGAGAGGAGUGAAGGUGCCUUAGAGCUGGCCGACGCCUCAGCUGACCUCCCUGGGCUCAAAUACAUGGCAGGAGUCACAUCAUGGAAGGUCAUGACCAAAGAGGGCCAGUGGUACUCCGACUGGUCCGAGGUGCCGGCCAAUAGACACACACAGAUCCGCCCCACUAUGUUCCCCCCGACAGACCCCGACAAGCUCAAGGACAUGCACCUCGAGAGAUGCAUGAGGGUCCUUCCUCAUCAUCAAAAUACCGGGGGUUUCUUUGUGGCAGUGCUGCUGAAGAAAUCUCCCAUGCCCUGGAACCGCCGUCAUCCACGGACCCGAAACAAGGAGAAGACCCAGGCCUCGUCGGCAGAGGCAGAAGUGGCACCAGAUGUGGACCAGCCGAUAGCGGACUCUCCCCCGAAUGAGGCCCCUGAGGCAGAGGGAGAGGCCCCCUCAGAGCUCACCUCCUCCGAGACCCCUGCUGCCCCCACAGCCGCGCAACAGGAACCUGCCGCCAACAAAGACGGAGUGUGUUGUCCUCCACCUUCAAAGAAGAUGAGGCUGUUUGGCUUCAAAGAAGACCCCUUUGUGUUUCUGACAGAGGAUGACCCUGUAUUCCCCCCAAUCCAAGCCUUCUAUGAUUUGUCCCCAGACUUCCCCAAGCUGAAUGUGCUGACCAGGACCCACGAGGGAAAGAAGAGGCAUCUGUACAUGGUGUCCAAGGAGCUGCGCAACGUGCUGAUCAACAACAGCGAGAGGAUGAAGGUCAUUAACACAGGGGUGAAGGUCUGGUCUCGGAACAACGACGGUGAGGAGUUUGGCUGUGCCUUCCGUCUGGCCCAGGAGGGCAUCUACACGCUGUUCCCCUACAUCCAUGCGCGGCGCAUCACCAUCAGUGUGGAGGACGUGAAGGUGCUGCUCACAGAGGAGAACCCCUUUCUCAGCAAGCUGAGCAACAGUGCACACGAGCAGGCCAAGAAGCUGCAAAUGGGAAGCAUCGUCCUGAGGUAUCAGCCAGAUCCAAAUAACCCAGACCUGCCCCAGUGCCCCAUCGAGCUGUGCGGCUGGCGAGGCAAGACGUCCAUACGGGCCUUCGUCCCACGCAACGAGCGCCUGCACUACCUGCGCAUGGUCGGCGUGGAGGUGUUCCUCAACAAGCAGGGUCGGAGCCGGGGGGACGACGCGCCCCCCGAAGCCCAAGAGGGGAACACCGCCGACGGGGACGCCAAGAGCCAGGAAGGGUACCUCUGGAGGAUAAGCAGGCUGCCACAGGUGAAGAGAAUAGAUCCAGCGCCAACGGCGCCGAACCUGUGAGCAGCUGAACUGGGAGAGAGAAAUGGAGGGAGGAAGCGGAGGAUGAGAGAAAGGAGAGAGAGAGGACGAGGGGCUUCUUGGCUUUUAGAGGUGUUGAAGUAGCAGAACUGGCAUCCAGCCAAAGUGCUGUGCUGGAGGAGGAGAAUGAGCGCCUGCCUGCAAUGUUACAGCCCCUUUUCCUUGUACACUCUUGAUUCCUUGGAAUCGUCACUUAGAGAGAGAAAAAAUGACUUAUUUUAUAUGGCCUUUUUUAAUGAGGGGAUUUAGAGGCAUCUGUGCCUUGUUUUAUCCUUUGUUUAAUUGUGUUUUGUUGUCAUAUUUUAAGUUAAAUGAAUUCUUUUUAUAUAAGAAGACAUUCAGAACUUCAGCGUAGUGCCACUAAACACAAUUAAUAAAGACUGCUGUUCUGUGCAGACACAGCUUAAACUGAAUUAUUCACUUGCCAUAUUUCAUGUUUUUUUUUCUUGCAGAUGCUUUAUUAAGAAAAUACUUCAAAUAAACAAUCAUAUGUUUCA
Alosa alosa (allis shad) is the source of this 3342-nucleotide messenger RNA. It is a transcript of the gene nsun2, whose product is annotated as NOP2/Sun RNA methyltransferase 2. Gene Ontology annotation, biological process: tRNA methylation. The coding region runs from base 536 to 2827 and encodes 763 amino acids. The transcript is spliced from 19 exons. Gene Ontology annotation, cellular component: nucleus; cytoplasm. The record is from RefSeq and is a predicted model, not a curated record. Gene Ontology annotation, molecular function: tRNA binding; tRNA (cytidine-N5)-methyltransferase activity. NCBI's taxonomy places the organism in Eukaryota, Metazoa, Chordata, Actinopteri, Clupeiformes, Clupeidae.